Molecule: messenger RNA, 1967 nt
Organism: Capsella rubella
Lineage: Eukaryota; Viridiplantae; Streptophyta; Magnoliopsida; Brassicales; Brassicaceae
Product: serine/threonine-protein kinase STN7, chloroplastic
Exons: 10
Coding region: 87-1781 (564 amino acids)
Biological process (GO): protein phosphorylation
Molecular function (GO): protein kinase activity; ATP binding
Source: RefSeq, a predicted model, not a curated record
GAAAUCAACGACGUUUAGGGAAUUUUGGUUUUUUGUCUUUCAAAAAAAAAAAAAAAACUGAACUCUUCCGGUGAAAAAUCUUGGCCAUGGCUACAAUUUCUCCGGGAGGAGCUUACAUCGGAACUCCCUCACCGUUUCUCGGCAAGAAACUUAAACCCAAACCGUUUUCUUUAACAUCACCGAUUUCGAAUUCUAAACAAACGGUGAAGCUCAAUUCCGAUUGCCGUGCUCAAUUGAUCGAUGCAGUUCACAAUCUCUUCGUCGGAGUUGGUGUCGGACUUCCAUGUACGGUGAUGGAGUGUGGUGAUAUGAUCUAUCGCAGUACCUUGCCGAAAUCGAAUGGUUUAACGAUCACUGCUCCUGGAGUGGCUUUAGCUCUCACUGCUCUCUCGUAUCUUUGGGCCACACCUGGCGUUGCUCCUGGGUUUUUCGAUAUGUUUGUUCUGGCUUUCGUUGAGAGAUUGUUUAGACCUACGUUUAGGAAGGAUGAUUUCGUUUUGGGGAAGAAAUUAGGGGAAGGUUCGUUUGGUGUUGUGUAUAGAGUCUCAUCAUCUAAGAAACGUUCUAAUGAGGAGGGUGAGUAUGUAUUGAAGAAGGCAACUGAAUAUGGUGCAGUGGAAAUUUGGAUGAACGAAAGGGUUCGAAGAGCUUGUGGUAAUAGUUGUGCUGAUUUUGUUUAUGGAUUUCUCGAGAAGUCUUCAAAGAAAGGACCUGAAUAUUGGUUGUUGUGGAAAUAUGAAGGAGAAUCAACACUUGCUGGUUUGCUGCAGAGUAAAGAAUUUCCUUAUAAUGUAGAAACUAUCAUCCUUGGGAAAGUCCAAAACUUGCCUAAAGGGUUGGAAAGAGAAAACAAAAUUAUUCAGACUAUCAUGAGGCAACUCUUGUUUGCAUUGGAUGGUCUUCACUCAACUGGGAUUGUCCAUAGGGAUGUGAAGCCUCAGAACAUUAUAUUCUCAGAAGGUUCUCGUUCUUUCAAGAUCAUCGAUCUUGGAGCUGCAGCUGAUUUGAGAGUGGGAAUUAACUACAUUCCAAAAGAGUUUCUCCUGGAUCCAAGGUAUGCAGCACCUGAGCAAUACAUCAUGAGCACCCAAACUCCAUCUGCACCUUCAGCCCCUGUUGCAGCUGCACUUUCCCCUGUCCUGUGGCAGAUGAAUUUACCUGACAGGUUUGACAUCUACAGCAUUGGCCUCAUCUUCCUUCAAAUGGCAUUCCCAUCCUUACGAUCUGACAGCAACCUCAUUCAGUUCAACCGCCAGUUAAAAAGAUGCGAGUAUGACUUAACUGCUUGGAGAAAAUUAGUGGAGCCUCGUGCAAAUGCUGAUCUCCGUAGAGGGUUUGAGCUAUUAGACCUAGACAAUGGCAUCGGCUGGGAACUUCUUACAUCAAUGGUCAGAUACAAAGCAAGGCAAAGAAUCAGUGCAAAAGCAGCUCUUGCUCACCCAUAUUUUGAUAGACAAGGAUUACUUGCGUUGUCUGUCAUGCAAAACUUAAGGAUGCAGUACUUCAGGGCUACACAACAGGACUACAGUGAAGCAGCAAAUUGGGUGAUUCAGUUAAUGGCAAAAAAUGGGACAGAAAAAGAUGGCGGAUUCACAGAAACACAACUCCAAGAACUCAGGGAGAAAGAGCCUCGAAAGAAGGCGAGUGCGCAGAGAAACGCUCUUGCAUCAGCACUUAGGCUCCAGAGAAAGCUUGUAAAAACAGUUACAGAGACUAUAGAUGAGAUUAGUGAUGGCCGCAAGACCGUGUGGUGGAACCGAUGGAUCCCCAGAGAGGAGUGAGGACAGAGUCAACUUACGAUAAAUAUCAUUUUCAUUUUCGUUCCGAUAUUGUAAAUCUCAAAUGUAUAUCUUUAUUAGCCCUUAGUAAAAAAAAUUCUACUACUUGUAAAAAUCAAGUAACCUUAAAGAAAACAUUGUACUGUAGUCUCUGACUCUGUCUCUGAAGUUUCAGAACACUUGUGAAUA